Esox lucius (northern pike) is the source of this 1586-nucleotide messenger RNA. RefSeq names its product EBNA1 binding protein 2 (gene ebna1bp2). NCBI's taxonomy places the organism in Eukaryota, Metazoa, Chordata, Actinopteri, Esociformes, Esocidae. Gene Ontology annotation, biological process: rRNA processing; ribosomal large subunit biogenesis. Gene Ontology annotation, cellular component: nuclear periphery; nucleolus; preribosome, large subunit precursor. The record is from RefSeq and is a predicted model, not a curated record. The transcript is spliced from 9 exons. Bases 120 to 1115 code for a protein of 331 amino acids.
AGUUAUUCGCGGCGGUUGUUACACCGGGAAAUAUUUUCGGAGGACCGUUUGUAUUUGCUGUUUCCUAUCCACGUGAAUUUCUCUGACCACCGAUUUUACGGUUUUUCACUAAAUAACUGAUGAUUCCUUUUAACAAUACCAUGGAUAUUGUCGAAAGUGACGACCAGUUGGGUGAGACGUCUGAGGAGGACAGCGAAUUAUCUGACGGACAGCUUCAAGAGGCAUUCGCAAAGGGGUUGUUAAAGCCUGGAUUGAACUUUGCAACAGAAGAAAAGAAGAAGAGUGUUAACAAUGUGGAGGGUUUAAAACAAUGUCUUGCCGACUUCCGUAAAAACACGCUACCCUGGGUAGAAAGGCUUGACUUAGUAAAUCUCCCAGCUGAAGACAUCGUUGCCAAGUCUGAGGGCAAACUUGACAACAAGGCCAGCGGAAAUAUCAACCCAGAUGAUGAUUUCCAGAGAGAGAUGUUCUUCUACCGCCAGGCUCAAGCGGCUGUUCUCGAGGCAAUGCCCCGGCUACAGAAGCUAAAGAUUGCCACGAAGAGACCAGAUGACUACUUUGCAGAGAUGGCCAAGUCUGAUCAGCAAAUGCAGAAGAUCCGAAAGAAACUCCUAAUGAAGCAGACAAUUAUAGAGAAGUCAGAAAAGGCAAAGAAACUGAGAGAACAGAGGAAAUACGGCAAGAAGGUGCAAGUGGAGGUCAUUCAGAAGAGACAGAAAGACAAGAAGGCCAUGAUGUCCGCUGUCAAGAAGUAUCAAAAAGGCAUGAGUGACAAACUGGACUUCUUAGAAGGAGAUCAGAAGACCGUUAAAGGAGGGCCUCCUGGUAAAGGAGCAGGAAAAGGAGCUGGAGGCCAAACUUCUGAUAAAAAGGCCAUAAACAAAAGAGGCCCUAAUGCUAAGAAGAAGUAUAAGGACCAGAAGUUUGGCUUCGGUGGAAAGAAGAGUGGAUCCAAGUGGAACACCAAGGACAGUCACAAUGAUGUGUCAAGUUUCCGUGCCAAAGUGGCUCAUGGGAAAGGAGGAAAGGGAGGGAAAGGAGGAAAGGGCCACGCAAAAGGAGGCGCUAAACGACCAGGCAAGAAUGCACGGAAGAAGAUGAAGUCUCGUUCCUAGAGAUUAAGUUGUUAAAUGUCCCUUGGUCUCCCACCCCACAAGGUUUUCUUGUCUUCCAUUUGGGUUACCCACACGACAUCCCAACCUGAAGGACAUACAGUAUAUUAAAGGCAAGUGCUCUGUUUCUGCACUUCGAAAUGCCAGCGCCACCCUUCAGAGCCAUUGGGGUGAUGGAUUGAUGUUAAAGACUAGGAUUAUGACCCCAAAAUGCCCACUUCCUGUCUCUCUGAAUUUCACCUCGGAGGCUAGAAGACGGCUAUAUGUGAGCUCAAGAAUGUCACAUAUACAAAACCAGACUGAAAGGUACAGUUCUAUUGACGUGAAACUUUUCCACUAUACUCCAUCAAACAGGGUGUUUCUAAACCCUAACAUGCUUUUUCUCACCUAGAGACUGUUGAAUUGUUUGUCUUUUAUUACUUUCAGUUAAAAAAGUAAUGUAUUUCAAAUUAAAGCUUAUACACUAUUGUGCAA